Leptinotarsa decemlineata (Colorado potato beetle) is the source of this 962-nucleotide messenger RNA. Its product is annotated as larval cuticle protein LCP-30. Gene Ontology annotation, molecular function: structural constituent of chitin-based larval cuticle. The record is from RefSeq and is a predicted model, not a curated record. Gene Ontology annotation, cellular component: chitin-based extracellular matrix. Lineage: Eukaryota; Metazoa; Arthropoda; Insecta; Coleoptera; Chrysomelidae.
GAUCAUUCGAUAAAAGGGAAGACAAACUCGAGUUAUCAACAGAAGAUUUGGAAGUGGCAAACUAGUGUGUUCAAAAUUAUUUUUUGUCAUGAUGAAAUUUCUGGUUCUUUGCGCGUUAGUUGCGCUAUGCGCAGCAGCCCCUCAGUAUAAACCUUUCAAAUAUAACAAAACUCCCCAAAUCGUUCAAUAUAGACCAGCUAACUCCAACCCGGCUAGCAAUGAUGAAGGACAGUACCGUCCCGAUGAUAGUGGAGCUUAUGUACAUAUUGACAAUCCUUACAACUACAAAAAUAUUGCCAGUGGCGCAUACGUAUCUGACAAUUCCGGUGCAUACAAUGAUGAUGGCCAAUAUCAUCCUGACAACAGUGGUGCCUACAUUCCCGACGGCUCGGGACGUUACGAGCAUUCAGACGAAGGUUACCAACACCAAGGUGCAGACUACAAUCCUUACGUUGGAAAUGUCAACAGAGGAGCCAUAGUAGCAUCGCCAUCACCAGUAUCUAUCUACAAACCAGUCACUGCCGCUCCAUCGUUGGUAGCCAAGGGAAAUUCUGCAGGAAACAAAGACUACAACAAAUAUGGCAUAAUCAGGAAAAUCGAACAAGUUUUGGAAGACGGUUAUCAUUACAUAUACGAAACUGAAAAUGGAAUAUUAGGAGAGGAAGAAGGUCAUCUGGCUAACAAAGGACAAGAAGGAGAGUAUAUGGACGUUAAAGGAUUUUACAGAUAUAUCGGACCCGACAAUGUCGAAUACAAAGUUGAAUACACAGUGGAUCCCGAAAAUGGUUUCGUCCCCAGAGGUGCUCAUAUUCCACAACUACCACAACCAUCUGCCUAAGGUUGAGAUCACUGUCAUUCCAGAACAUCCUGAAAUCAUUAGUACAAAUAUUGAGUAUCGUAUUUUCUCUACACAUUGAUGUCACUUUUUUCCACUCCAUCAUGUAAAUAAAUAAUAGAAAUCA